Cynara cardunculus var. scolymus (artichoke) is the source of this 2138-nucleotide messenger RNA. Its product is annotated as pentatricopeptide repeat-containing protein At1g09410, mitochondrial-like. NCBI's taxonomy places the organism in Eukaryota, Viridiplantae, Streptophyta, Magnoliopsida, Asterales, Asteraceae. The record is from RefSeq and is a predicted model, not a curated record. The transcript has 3 exons. Gene Ontology annotation, molecular function: protein binding. Bases 85 to 1647 code for a protein of 520 amino acids.
CCUUGCAUCAAUCGUUAUUACCAUUCAUGUCGAGAUGUUUACACUUCAAAUAUCAGAAUCGGUAAGCUCUGCCGUGCUGGGAAAAUGGACCUUGGCCGCAAACUGUUCGACGAAAUGCCUACAAGAGACGUUGUUUCAUGGAACGCGGUCAUUACUGGCUAUUGGAAAAAUGGGUAUAUUGUAGAAUCCAAGAGAUUAUUUGAUUUAAUGCCUAUAAGAAAUGUAGUAUCUUGGAACUCGAUGAUCGCUGGUUGUGUCGAAAAUGGUAGGAUAGAUGCUGCAUUUGUGUACUUCAGCGAGAUGCCUGAGAAAAAUAUAGCUUCUUGGAAUGUUAUGAUUUCGGGCUUUAUUAGGCAUAGAAGGAUUGAGGAAGCUGUUAAGCUUUUCGAACAAAUGCCAAGGAGAAAUGUGAUAUCUUAUACGGCCAUGAUUGAUGGGUAUGCACAGAAAGGGGACAUUAAGAAAGCAAGGGACUUAUUUGAGUCCAUGCCAGGCCGAAAUGAAGUUUCUUGGACCGUGAUGAUCAGUGCGUAUGUGGAAAGUGAUCAAGUUGAUGAGGCUAGAGAAGUCUUUGGUCGGAUGCCAUAUAAGAAUGUAGUUGCUAUGACGGCUAUGAUUACCGGUUACUGCAAAGAAGGAAAGAUGGAAGAUGCUAGGAUGUUGUUCGAAGAAAUUCAAUCCAGAGAUGAUGUUUCUUUUAAUGCUAUGAUAACAGGUUAUGCUCAAAAUGGAAGAGGUGAGGAAGCACUAAGACUACUCGUAGAUAUGAUUCGUAGUCGCUUAAGACCAGAUCAAUACACCCUUGUUUCUAUCCUUGCUGCAUGUUCCAGCCUUGCAUCACUAACACAAGGCAAACAAACUCAUGCACUUGUGUUCAAAAAUAGGUUUGACACACAUGUUUCUGUGGGAAACGCUCUCAUCACUAUGUACAGCAAAUGCGGAUGUCUUACCGACUUUGAGGCAGCUUUUGAACAUAUUAGCUGUCCGAACAUUGUCUCGUGGAACACAAUCAUUGCUGCUUUUGCACAGCAUGGACUCUACGAGAAAGCUCUCUGCUUUUUCAAAAAGAUCGAAUUGCAUGGAAUUGAACCAGAUGGGAUAACUUUUCUUAGUUUACUCUCUGCUUUUGGUCAUGCAGGUAUGGUGAAGGAGAGUUUAUAUUGGUUUGACUCCAUGAAAAACAAUUACAAUUUGGCACCUAGGUCUGAGCACUAUGCUUGCUUGAUUGAUAUCUUGGGUCGAUCUGGUCACGUUGAGAAUGCUUAUAAGAUGAUUCUGAAGAUGCCAUUUGAAGCCGAUUUGGGAGUUUGGGGUUCCCUUCUUGCAGGCUGUCGUUUUAGUUUGAAUAUUGAGCUAGCAGAAUUAGCUGCACAGCAGAUCAUGAAAUUGGAUCCUAAAAACUCUGGGGCUUAUGUUAUGUUGUCUAAUAUUUACGCCGCAUCCAAUUUGUGGAGAAAAGUGACUGAAGUGAGACGUUUGAUGAAGGAAAACCAAGUCAAGAAGCAAACAGCGUUUAGUUGGAUGGAGAUCAACAACAUAGUACAUUAUUUUGUGGGAGGAGAUGCAUCCCAUCUAGCCAUCCCUGAGAUUCACAUGGUGAUCGUUCAACUUUACUCACAAAUGAAAGGUACAGAGGAUAUUGCUUAGUAGACGGGUUAUUUAGGAGGAGAAGAACCUUUUGACAGAUUUUUUUUAUAUGCAUGACCUUCUGAUAGAUUUAGGAACGCCUCUUCUAACACAAAAAUGCCUCAAAAUGUGUUGGAAGUUUAUGCAUUUAAAAAAAAUAUGUUACAAAGUUAUUCUCCUAAAUAAUUUUAAGCCACCCAUGAGAUUCACUCGGUGAUCAUUCAACUUAUACUCACAAAUGAAAGGUACGGAGGGUAUCGCUUAGUAGAUGGGUUAUUAGGGAGAAUAACCUUCUGACAUAUUUCUUUAAAAUGCACGACUUUAUGAUAGAUUUAAAAAUGUGUCUGUCUAACAUAUUCCUGACCUAGAGUGCCUUAAAAUGUUGUGGAAGAUCAUGCAUUUAAAAGAAAUCUGUUAGAGAGAUAUUCUCCUAAAUAACUCUUGCUUAGACUAGUAACAACCGGAGCUGCUUGAUGGAGGUUUAGACCAAGGUAGUUCUGGUUACUAGAGAA